Acaulospora colombiana is the source of this 1449-nucleotide messenger RNA. The record is from the annotation of a GenBank genome assembly. Lineage: Eukaryota; Fungi; Glomeromycota; Glomeromycetes; Diversisporales; Acaulosporaceae.
AUGUUCCCUCCUCUUCCCACUGAAACAUAUCGAGAAAUUUUCAAGUAUUUAGAUUUCCGUUCUCUAGGUAGUUGUGUCUUGGUGAAUAAAUCGUGGUUUUUAAAUGCAGUUGGUCUACUAUGGCAAGAUCCAUUUGAAUCAUUGAGCGAGGAUAAGGAGAUAAUCUCACGAGGACCAAAACUCAUUAGAACUUAUGCAUCAUGUUUAUCAUCCAUAUCGCGAAAAAAUCUUGAAUGUUUCCAACUUCUAUCACCGACUUCAACCGCGAAUAAAGCAAUCUUCAAUUACGCGUUCUUCUUGGUUAACCUUGAUUAUUUACUGCUGGUGACAUCGAUAAAACAAUGGAUUAAAGUAUCCUUGGGAGAUGAAAACUGUGAUCAGAAAGAGAUCGAAAGAGAAGUUAUAAAAGAAUUGUGUAGUUUAUUUUUUCAAAAUUGCGCAAGUCUGCGUAAACUUGGAUUUCUUCCACGUGGAUACACGUAUAUCUUUGCAGAAAAUUAUCUUCAGGAUACAACAUUCAUCCGAUUAGACAAACUUCCCAACGCCGAAAAUUGCUUGUCACACCUGGAAGAGCUUAGGUGUUUCGGCUUGACGCCUAACGAAGUUUUGUGCAAGAUAGCGGAAAUAUCAAAGAACCUCAAAGUAUUGGACAUUCGGGAUGGCACGGAAGAAAACAAAGGGUUAAGGAAUUUGUUUGAAGUUCAAACUAAUCUGCGAGAAUUUACGAUAACCACCACAGAACCGCUGUCAUGGAUUUCAAUAUCCUUGCGUAAAAAGGUGCAAAAUUUGCAAAAGAUCAACAUAUACUGUCACGAUCAUAUACCCCUUGGGAUAUUUGAAGGUGUGACAAAUAUACAAGAACUUACAUUAUGUGAUGAUCUGAGAUUUGCACCCGUGACCGGAGUAGAUCCUGUGAGGCAGUUCAAUUCGAAUCUCACGAAACUAGAGGUGCUAGACUUAACUCUAAGGGAUCGAAAUCUUUUGCAAAUUUCUUCUCUAAUUCGUAAAACAAAUGGUAGUCUACUUCAGGUUUCUUUGCAUUUUGGACGUCCUCUGGACUCUCAAAAUUUUUCCGCCCUGACCAGCACAAUUACAAGCGCAUGCCCUAAACUGAAACAAUUGACCCUUCGUGUUCCCAAUGACACAAUUUCAAAAAUACCAUUACUAUUUACUUCGUGCACUUCGCUCGAGUGCGUGACACUUGUCGGGGACAACUAUGAUAUUAGUGAGACAUUGAUAGAAAUGGGAAAUAGUUUGCCACGGAAUUUAAUGACACUUUGCUUGAAUCCCGAAAAGUGGAUAUAUAACGAAAGCUCAUUAAAAUCAUUCCUCGAACAUUGCGAAAAAAGAUUAAAAUCUUUUCCAUUAAAAUUUGCACGAAGCAAGAUAAGAGGGAAAUCGGAGGUUUUAAAUUCGUUUAUUGAGGAAGGUAUCGUGAGCUUAAUGUGA